AUGGUACGAAGUCUACUGUCCGCCGCCUUUGCGGCAACAAUAUUCGCAGGCACAGCGCUUGCUGGAGCAAAAUGUUCAAAAGAUAGCCACUGUCCUCAGGAUACUCCCUGUUGCUCUCUAUAUGGCGACUGCGGUGUCGGCGCUUUCUGCCUCGGUGGCUGCGAUCCCCUCAUGUCACACUCGUUCGACUCAUGCGUUCCCGGUCCCGUAUGCAAAUCUGGAAAAUACUCGCUAGACAGUCUGGACGAUGUGCAGACCAUCGACAAGUACUUGGGAGAUGCGUCCAAGAUCAACUGGCAGUCGCAGGGCAUGCCCACCAUAUACACAGACCCCAAGACCAAGGAGAAGUCGACUCUCUUGACUAUGGCACAGGGGACUGUUGGAACACUGUUGGCAUCUACCUACUACGUUUGGUACGGCAAGAUCUGCUCCAAGCUUAGCACAGCGCAGGGCAAGGGUGUAGUCACCGCCUUCAUUCUUAUGUCGGAUGUCAAGGACGAGAUUGAUUUCGAGUGGGUUGGUGUAGACACAAGCCACGUGCAGUCCAACUUCUACUCGCAGGGAGUGACAGUGUAUACGAACGGUGAAAACCUUACUGUACCGGACGCCAAUACUGUCGAAACCAUGCACGAAUACUGCGUUGACUGGAAGGAAGACACUCUCACGUGGUCUAUCAACGGCAAAAAUCAACGCACACUGGAGCGCGACUCGACAUGGAACAAGACAUCCGGCCGCUACGACUACCCCCAAACACCUGCGCGCAUCAUGCUUUCUCUCUGGCCCGCCGGUCUCCCCACAAAUGAAAAGGGAACAAUCGACUGGGCUGGCGGAGAAAUCGACUGGAACUCGCCCUACAUGACCAACGGAUACUACGCCGCCCGCUUCCAGGAAGUCACCGUCGAGUGCUACGACCCACCAGAGGGCGCACAAAUCAAGGGCAAGAAGACAUACAAGUACACGGAUGAGGCUGGUACUAACAACACCGUUGCCAUCACGGACGACGUAGUGGUUCUCGGCUCACUCAUGGGCACGGGCGAGAACCCAGGUGAAGCCAAGGACAAAGACGACUCAAAGGCUACGGAUAUUGCCAUGGUACCUGGUGGUAACCCUGGAGGUGGUGCCGGGCGAGAAGUCGAACAGACGGCAUCGGUUGUACAACCAAACUCCCCCGCUGCCGAGACUGGUUCUUCUGUUGGUGGUGGUGUUACCGCUGAAGGCCAGUUCGUUCAAGGUGGCUCUGGUAGCACUGGUGCUGGAUCCGUUGUUCAGCCUGGUCUGGGUCGUAUGGGUGGAUCCAUCUUCGCUAUCAUUGUCGCUAUCAUGGGGUUGAUUGCGUUGUAA
Molecule: messenger RNA, 1341 nt
Organism: Alternaria atra
Lineage: Eukaryota; Fungi; Ascomycota; Dothideomycetes; Pleosporales; Pleosporaceae
Exons: 3
Coding region: 1-1341 (446 amino acids)
Biological process (GO): fungal-type cell wall organization; carbohydrate metabolic process
Cellular component (GO): fungal-type cell wall
Molecular function (GO): glycosyltransferase activity; hydrolase activity, hydrolyzing O-glycosyl compounds
Source: RefSeq, a predicted model, not a curated record